Drosophila grimshawi is the source of this 877-nucleotide messenger RNA. RefSeq names its product NF-kappa-B inhibitor-interacting Ras-like protein (gene kappaB-Ras). The coding region runs from base 111 to 740 and encodes 209 amino acids. The transcript is spliced from 2 exons. Gene Ontology annotation, biological process: canonical NF-kappaB signal transduction. The record is from RefSeq and is a predicted model, not a curated record. Gene Ontology annotation, molecular function: GTPase activity; GTP binding. Lineage: Eukaryota; Metazoa; Arthropoda; Insecta; Diptera; Drosophilidae.
CUCAUUCUCCGUUUUCUGUCGGGUGGCAACGCUAAGCUAAAGUUGAGGAAGUGUAUCAUCUGUUGUGUACGCAUCUGUUGUAUUUCCUUGUUUUGUUUAUAUUUAUAAAAAUGCUUAAUGCGAAGAUUGGUAAAGUUGGCAAAGUGCUGGUGUGUGGCAUGAAAAAUGUGGGCAAAACAGCACUUAUUGAGCAAUUGGUAUAUGGCAAAAUCAACACCGAAACCGAAUUGCAUCCAACCAUCGAGGAUAUAUAUGUGGCGAGUGUAGACACAGGACGUGGCGGUGCACGGGAAACGUUACGGAUCUACGAUACUGCCGGACUACAAGGCGAACAGGCGGCUCAGCUGCCGCGACAUUAUUUGCAAUUUCCUGACGCAUUUGUGCUCGUCUACGAUCCCACAGAUCCACGCAGCUUGGAUAUGCUGGCGGACAUCAAGACAGACAUCGAUAAGCAUAAGGAAAAGAAAGAAGUGCCCGUCAUUGUAUUGGCAAACGUACGAGCACGCAGCAAAAAGGAUACGCCACCAACAACACCAAUUCCCGUCGAAUCGAUAAUGGACCGGGCAAAUAAUUGGUGUCAACGGGAACGCAUUAAGCAUUAUACUGUCAAUGUUAUGGAACGACCCUCGCUAUAUGAACCCUUCACAGUGCUGUGUGCCCGUCUGCAUCCGCCACAGACAAAGAGCACCUUUCCACAGCUACGCCAGGUGAUGCAGAAUCGUCAGAAGAGCGAGAUUUAAAUCUAUUUAUAAGCAAAUCUAUUUAUAUGUAUGUAUGAGUUACAUACUACACUACACUAUACGAAUUGAAAUUUCAAUUUAUAAUGGAAUGGACGAACAAAAUGACUAAUGUGGAUAUUAUACGAGUAUUAAUCGCC